AUGGUCAAGACACCGACAAGUGCGCGAAGCGGAAGUCCGGCGACGGCCGGAGGGAGGUCAAGCGCGCGGCCGAGAAGCGCGGACGCGGCGACGAAGGCGACGGCCAGCACGCCGCGGUCUGUGAAGUUCGACCGGGUCGGCGAUCGUGACCAUAGAAGUGGGGUUGAUGAUGAUGGAAGUGAAGAUGAAGUGGAGAUGAAGGGCCCGGCGCCGAUGCUGGAGGAUGAAGACGUCGACGAGCUAACGGUUGUCGUCGGGAAGUCGGGUGCACCGCGCCCGAUCGCUCGCCGACUUGAUGCGGAGCUCGGCGAAGUUACUCCGGCCAAGGUUCUGGCGCCCGACGAGCGACCGACCACGGGAAGUCGACCGCCGGUGAACGGAGAUACUCCGGAUGCGUACAAGAUACUGGGGCAAGUCGGCCGAUCGAUGGUUGCUACAAGCGCGUGGGUGAUGAUGUUCGCGCCGAGAGAAGUCGGCGGUGCCAAGUGGGUGACGCUCGAGAGGGAGCUGGCGUCUCCGAUCGACAGCUCCAGCCUGUUCCAACUCAGCGAGCAGACCAAGCGCCUGCUGGUGGCAAUGGGCUUCGAGUGCACCAGCGUCCCGUCGAAGGUGGCUUUGGAAGUCUGGGAGCUCGCCGAAGUAAGCGCCGAACUCACCAAGUGGAAGCGCAAGCUGAAGGACUCGGUCGGAGUGCGUGGGACGACGACGGUGCAGAAGCUGGACGACGUCGACCCGAGUCUGGUUCCGCUGCCGACGACGCCGCGGAAAGCCUCCACAGGCUACCAGAUGCAGACGCCGGACACCAAGCAGGUCUUCAGCAAGACGCCCGCCUCCCCGUACUUCGCAGACUCGCACAUGGUGACGCCGAAGAAGAAUAGUGACGGUCGGCGAUUUAACCUUCCCGCGCUCGGCGAUGAUGAUGACGACGACGAUGACACGGGCUACGACUUCGCUAACCCGUGCGAAGACCUGACGGCGCAGAUUCGGCGAUCGUACCAGCGUGAAGACGAAGACGGGGCUCAGCGAGUUAAGCUGACGCACCACAUCUCGCUGAACAAGUUGACGAAGUUCUCCGAGACUCGAAACCGCAGUGAGCGAUCGCUGCGGUGGCGCAAGAAGUUCAUCUACAAGAUGGAAGGGACCAACACCCCGCAGGACCGCUGGUGUGAGCCGUUUCAGCUCCUCAUGGAGAGUGGAGCCAGCAACUGGGUUCGCCAGCUCCCGAAGAAGACGCGCAACAGGUGGUCACUGCUGUGCGAGGCGUUCAUGGCGUACUACUGCUCGCAGCACGACCAAUCCGCCGAAGACCGAUAUUACACCGCCACGCGGGACGAGGGGGAGCACAUUUGCGACUACCUGCUGCGCCUGAAUGGGUACGCUCGCUCGGCGAAAAUCACGUAUGAAGCGGGCGGCACCGUCGGCGCGAGGCACGUCAAGCGCUUCCUCGACACUUGUGAAGAUGAUGCGCUGGUCCGACAGUUAAUCCCUCAACGAUUUGACAACAUUGCCAAGGUGGAAGCUGUGACCAACGACACGAUGGCCGCUGACCGACGCCGCAAAGGCAAGGGCAGCACGCGUAAACCAUCACGCGAUGGGGGCCGACGGACCGACAGCGCUAGACGUGACGACCGUCGGAACGACCGGGACGAUCGCCGAGGUGACAGCCGCAGCCGACGUGAAGGUCGCUACGAUCGUCGAGUCACCGUCGCAAGUGCGUCGGUCGACGAGCUCUAUGACGCCUGGCAAGACCGCAUGUCUUUCACGCCUCGUCGCCGAGUCGACUCAGAUGGUUACUCGGAGAGCAGCAAUCAUUCCGACCGCUCAUACAAUUCCAAGUAUGAAUCAGAUCGUGAUCACAUGGACGUGGCUGAGACGAGCCGGAGUGUCGCAACUCAGCGAUCAGACGGUCAAAGUCGCGCGAAUGUAUCGGGCGACGGGCGUAGAGACGAAGGCCGCCGAAGCCGGUGGAACGACUAA
This is a messenger RNA of Phytophthora sojae, 1977 nucleotides long. RefSeq lists its product as hypothetical. The coding region runs from base 1 to 1977 and encodes 658 amino acids. The record is from RefSeq and is a predicted model, not a curated record. NCBI's taxonomy places the organism in Eukaryota, Oomycota, Peronosporomycetes, Peronosporales, Peronosporaceae. The transcript has a single exon.